This is a messenger RNA of Branchiostoma belcheri (Belcher's lancelet), 1104 nucleotides long. RefSeq lists its product as uncharacterized. Lineage: Eukaryota; Metazoa; Chordata; Leptocardii; Amphioxiformes; Branchiostomatidae. Bases 346 to 1104 code for a protein of 252 amino acids. The record is from RefSeq and is a predicted model, not a curated record. The transcript is spliced from 5 exons.
CUCUGGAAGAAAUGGUCAGUUCGACAUCGCAAGCCCACACAUGGGUCUAAUUUAGAAAAUGAAUAGCGAAGUUGGCGCGCGGUUCGAGAGUCAUCAGACAGGGCCUGGGGUUCAACUCGGAUUUGCACUGAGUACUCCGUGUCCAUUUGGUACUUAACGUGCAGAGGCAGCUAGAUAACCGUUCUAUGAGCCAUUGGGAAUGAGAUUGGACCACUUCAAAUGUCAAUAAAGGUUGAAAACUCACAUAAUGUUGGUCUGGUGACUUGCUUGAGACGUCAAUCUGCAGUUGCGUCGUUCCCAUACUAGCUUGUACCGCAAUUGACACACGUGACUUGAUCAAGGGCUAUGAUUCGCCAGUUGCGAUAUGUACUGGGAACGAGGGUGAACUCUGACUUCCUGUGCCUGUUACCGCGAAGUUCGGCGUGUGUUUACAUCAGUCCUUUUAAUAUCUGUCACUACUAUCACGAGUCUGAAAAGAAAUUCUACUUCAACGACAUGAGGGACAAACGGGGUGUGUUCAGGGGAGCAUGCCUCUCCUGUACAGAAUGCGAAGACUUCGAGACCGACGAUGGGAAGACUUCUUGUGGAUAUUGUGGUUGCCCGCCUGCCAGCCACACAAGACAAGCCUGCGCCAGCGCGUCCACGCCUGAGGAUGCGCCCUCGUCGGAUGCAAACAAUUUGUUCCACAAGGUAGGGAACCCAUAUCUAUUCCAUCAAAUUAUUGAAGAGACACACGUGGGCGCGCUUCCAGUCGUCCGGGACAACCCCUUGGUCAAGAGAGGCUUGAUACAGGAAGUACGUGAGGAGGCAGGACCGAGAGAGAGGGAUGCAGCGGACGUAAGGAAUGAGGGGAGGAUGUCAGAGGAGAGACAGAGGAAGCUGGGCUUGACACCACAUGCGACAUCGGGCAAGACCAAGUACGCUAACAGCAUCCUGCCCAACUUUUACCACAAGUAUUACCCGGUUUGCUUGGACGACUCGUUGUUUUACAAACAUUUCUUCGUCGAGAGAAACCGGCAGUUUGGGAUAAAAACGAAAGUGGAGAACACGACUCGUUGUUUUACAAACAUUUCUUCGUCGAGAGAAACCGGCAGUUUGGGAUAA